Molecule: messenger RNA, 429 nt
Organism: Aspergillus versicolor CBS 583.65
Lineage: Eukaryota; Fungi; Ascomycota; Eurotiomycetes; Eurotiales; Aspergillaceae
Product: cytosine deaminase
Exons: 2
Coding region: 1-429 (142 amino acids)
Cellular component (GO): nucleus; cytoplasm
Molecular function (GO): diaminohydroxyphosphoribosylaminopyrimidine deaminase activity
Source: RefSeq, a predicted model, not a curated record
AUGGAUACAGACGCCGGAUUCAUCGCAGCUGUGGAGGAGGCCAGAAACGGCGGUGCCGAGGGCGGCGUCCCUAUCGGCGCGGCACUCGUAGGAAAAGAUGGAACGAUUCUUGGCAGGGGACAUAAUAUGCGUGUGCAGAAGGGUAGUGCGACAUUACAUGGCGAGAUAUCGGCCCUCGAGAAUUCUGGCCGUUUACCUGCCUCGGCGUACGAAGGCGCUACAAUGUACACGACUUUGUCGCCGUGUGAUAUGUGCACGGGUGCUUGUAUCUUGUACAAAGUUAAGCGGGUGGUGAUUGGUGAGAACAGAAAUUUCGUUGGUGGAGAGGAGUACCUCAAAAGUCGCGGGGUGGAAGUUGUGGUUUUGGAUAACGAGGAGUGUAAGCAGUUGAUGGAGAAGUUUAUUAAGGAAAAGCCUGAGCUCUGGUAA